UUGGGGUCAAAGCGGACAGAAAGCGGACGUUUUCGCGUCCUCGUCGUCCGUCUGUGUCCACCCAUGCCCCACCUGUCACUCUCUCCUUUUCUUUAUCGGUGCACACAUGGGCAUGCCCGGCGACGACUCGCGCUGUCGGCCUCGAGUGCGCGGCGGCUCGUCGAGCGCACCCACGACGGCGGUCGACGGCCAGAGGCCGCUGGACUUCACGACGGUCGCUCCGCCAGCGUGGUCGGCCGCCUCAGAGUCGGGACCAGGAGCCCCCGCCAGCGUGGUCGGCCGCCUCAGAGUCGGGACCAGGAGCCCCCGCCAGCGUGGUCGGCCGCCUCAGAGUCGGGACCAGGAGCCCCCGCCAGCGUGGUCGGCCGCCCUCGGCAGCGGCAGGGGUGUCUUCGGUCGCCGUCGAGCUUUCGUGGACCUCGAUCCAGGGCCGGCGGCGCUCGGCGCACACAUGGACGCGCCCCUGCCCCUGCGCCCCCCGCUCCUCCCCGUCCUCUGCCCGCUCGGCGCCCCUGCCCCUGCGCCCCCCGCUCCUCCCCGUCCGCUGCCCGCUCGGCGCCCCUGCCCGGCGACGACUCGCGCUGCCGGAAGCACCCGCCCAUGCCUGGAGCUUCAAGUAGCAGCUCCCGCCCUGGGCGCGAGCGAGGGCCGACGAGGCCGACGGCGAGCCGGGCGGCAGCGGACGCCUCCUCUUGGAGACGACGAUGUUGGUCGCGGCAGCUGCUUCCGCCGCGGCAUGCCGCCCACGUGCCCGCCGCCGGGGAGCGCCGUGGCCGACGCCUUCCGGGCCAUCGCUAGCAUGCCGCCCACGUACGCGUCACGCGCGCGCCUCAGCAGCCGCCUGGGCGCCGUCACGACCGCGCGGACGGCCCGCGCGCGCCGAAGGAGAAGCCCGCGCCGGACGACCCACGCGACGCGCACCGGAGCCGCCGAGGCGCUGCGUGCCCUGGGACCUGCUGCCGCCGCCCUCGCCGGCCUCCAGGCGCUGGUACUUGCGCCGGCGCCAGUGCGCGCGCACGCCCUCGUGAACCCGAUCGGGAACGCCUCCAUCUCCAUGGGCGGCCGGCUAGUGUGCUGGUUCGCAAUGCCUGCUAUGUGUUUGAAGAAAUGACGAGGACGGACAACUGGUGAAAUGGGGUAACAGCGUUGGGUGGAGCGAGUUUGUCCGGCCUCUGUCCGCCGUUUGCUCUCCCUAUAUCUACCCCAUACGGACAAAAUCCGGACAAAAUGGGGUAAAAUUUAGGGUCGUGGGGUGGAGUUGGCCUAAAGACCGGGGCGAAAUUAACUCGCGGUCUUCCCAUCCAGGGAAACGACGGGGAUCCCGGGGGAUCCCUUGCUACCAAACUAGGCCUUAACGUGGCCAGAGAGGUACAAGAUCGCGCUCGGCCUGGGCUCCGCCUUGCAGUACCUCCACACGGAAUGCGACCAGUGCAUCGUGCACCGCGACAUCAAACCCGCAAACGUGAUGCUCGACGCGUCGCGCGAUCCGCCGGCUGCAAGGUAACGUUUCCCAUUGAUAUAUGCCUUGUAUUGGAACAUUGCUAAAACCGCUCAUCCAUCUCAACGCAGUUGUGCAUCGGCCGCUACCUAGCAGAGCCAUUAGAAAAAUCAUACUUGAAUCAUGUUUUGUGGUGAGAAAACCAUAUUUAAAAUUAAUGGAUAUAUAUAGGAUGAUCCAGCAUAUUUGGAUUUAUUUACUUUUUCUUAUUUUAUUGUCUGUGAGGGUGUAUUUGAUCUCGGGAGCAGAUAUGUGUCUGUUUUGUAUUGGAACAUUGCUAAAAGAGCUGACCACUCUCAAAGCAGAUGUGCACGACGGCUUACAUAGCAGAGCGGUUAGAAAAUGCGCCUUGGUACGUUCUCCCUUUGUCAUCAGUUUUUACGUAUACAGAUAAAAACAGAAAGCGUAAAUCCAAGAAUGUUUUCUCGGGGAAUUCCUGUCCUCACCUGACCUCCUCUAUUAAUAAGCUUGCUCUGGCUAACCGAGGCAAGGCAACCCAGGAGCAACAACACAGUAACACACCAUGGCUGCCUGCAAUGCAAGAGUCCACCAUAUCUUGCUCGCGCUAUCCGGUGCGCUCUACCUCGCGUCUCACUCCACCGCAUUCUCCCCCUGGGAUGACCCCGGUGUGAUCUCUCGCCUGGCUGACCAUGAUACCUUCCUUGCACUUAAUGUCACCGUGGGCAUGUUUGAUCUCCUCGACUUGGACUGGUGCUCUAUGGAGGAGCUGCCUCCUCCCGGCCCCGGCACCAGGCCAGCAGUUAUCCGCCGCGGUUCAACCUUUCCCAGGCCUGUGAUGCUCAUCAGCACUCCUGAGGGCUCCUUGAGAGAGAAACAUGACUAUGAUAACUGUACCGCCAGGUUUUUCUCUCAUUUCUCUUCCGCGUUCGAAGAAGAAAUUGUAAUUGGGCUGUCCGAGAGCAUGAGCCGAAGAGUGCCCCGUCCAACCCCUCACAGACUCCCAGACCAACCUAGCGAGCGAAAAUAUGGCCGUAGAGCGAUGACCACAUGGAAGAAACAGCAGCCUGUUGCGAUCCGGGGGGAGGUCGCGUCGUCGUGGUUGAAGCAAGCGGCUGUGGCAGGUUCGGCUUUGUUUGGGUUGAUUUGCGCUGUGCCAGCUCUUGUGCUCUGCUGCAUACGCGGAAAGGGGCUGAGGCAGAGCACAUCGGUUAUCGAGCUCCGGCGACGAUUAGGACCUAGGGAGUUUCGCUACCGCGAGCUUGCCGCCGCGACACACAAUUUCGCCGAACAGAAAAAGAUCGGGAGAGGGGGGUUCGGUCCGGUAUACUGCGGCUACUUGAGUGACCAAGACCGGCAUGUGGCCAUCAAGACGCUCUCGGAGGAGCCGACGGCGGUGCAGGGGCGCAAGGAGUUUGAAGCAGAGGUCAGUGUCAUGAGCCAGCUUAGGCACCGCAACAUCGUCCAGCUCGUCGGCUGGUACAGUCGCCGUGGACGACUAGCGCUUGUCUACGAGCUCAUGCCCGGAGGCAGCCUCGACACCCAUCUCUACAGUCCUGACAGACGCUUAUUAACGUGGCCAGAGAGAUACAAUAUUGCUCUUGGCCUGGGCUCUGCCUUGCGGUACCUCCACACCGAAUGCGACCAGUGCAUCGUGCACGGCGACAUCAAACCCGCAAACGUGAUGCUUGACGCGUCGCUCGACGCCAAGCUCGGCGACUUCGGGCUAGCGAGGCUCGUCGACCAUGGAGCAGAGCCACGGACAACGCAGGUCGUCGCGGGAACCCUCGGGUACAUCGACCCGGAGUUCGUCAGCAGCGGCAGGCCGAGCGCAGAGUCCGACGUGUACAGCUUCGGCGUCGUGCUCCUCGAGAUCGCCUGCGGCAGGCGGCCGACGUUGACGCGAACGGAUCAUCAAGCCUCGACGGCGCUGCUGGCCUCGGUCCGUGGCAUGCACCACCGGAACCAGAUCGUCGAUGCAGCAGACCGGAGGCUGAAUGGCGAGUUUGACAGACUGCAGAUGGAGCGUCUGCUGGUGACAGGGCUGUGGUGCGCGCACCACGACCCGAUGCGGCGGCCGUCCGUUGCGCAGGCCAUGGAUGUGCUACGAUCUGCAGACGCCAAGUUGCCCGUGCUUGCAGAGAUGCGUGGCGCUGGGGAGGUUCGGUCUUUGGAGGCACAGGCUUAUGACGAUGUGCCUGUCGAGAACUCUGCUUAUUUAACAACUGAAAGUGCGUCCCUUAUGACCGAUGAUUCCGAGCACUCCCAAUGCAUCAUAUGCUAAGCUACAUCAUAUUGUAUGUGUCACAAUUUUAAAGUUAGGUGCUCAAUGUCUAGUUGCCUGGAAAAAUGUCUGUAAACCAAAAAUGUGUGGUGGUCUAGGCCUAAAAAACCUGCAUCAACAGAACAAAUGCUUGCUCAUGAAAUUCGCUGUCAAAGCUCUUAAUCCAGAACAAUCUCCAUGGCUUGACUGGAUCACUUUGCAACACCCAAAUGCCCUCCUCACCCCACAAAACAGUCACUCAUUUAUCUGC
Messenger RNA from Triticum aestivum (bread wheat), 3990 nucleotides. RefSeq names its product probable kinase CHARK. The transcript is spliced from 3 exons. The record is from RefSeq and is a predicted model, not a curated record. Gene Ontology annotation, molecular function: ATP binding; protein kinase activity. Gene Ontology annotation, biological process: protein phosphorylation. NCBI's taxonomy places the organism in Eukaryota, Viridiplantae, Streptophyta, Magnoliopsida, Poales, Poaceae. The coding region runs from base 2022 to 3740 and encodes 572 amino acids.